Molecule: messenger RNA, 1461 nt
Organism: Fusarium venenatum
Lineage: Eukaryota; Fungi; Ascomycota; Sordariomycetes; Hypocreales; Nectriaceae
Biological process (GO): adenylate cyclase-activating G protein-coupled receptor signaling pathway; cell surface receptor signaling pathway
Cellular component (GO): plasma membrane
Molecular function (GO): G protein-coupled receptor activity
Source: RefSeq, a predicted model, not a curated record
AUGGAAAGCAUGGGACAUCCAAAAGGACAGACUCUCACGCCCGAACAGAUCAAUGUCCUUAUCACCAUCGAACGGUUCGGCGCGGGCUGCUCUAUGGUGGCCAUUAUUUUUCUACUACUGAGCUUCGCCUUGUUCGAGAAGCUUCGAACCACUCCUAACCUCUUCCUCGUGUUCGCCUCGAUUGCAAAUGCAGGUGCCAGUGUCGCAUCUAUGAUCGGAUAUGAUGGUCUCCAAGCAGGCGAGAGCUCAAACUUGUGCCAAGCCCAGGCUUUCAUCUUCGAAUGGUUCAUGCAGUCUGACCCUUGGUGGUCUCUUGCCAUGGCAAUUAAUGUGUUUCUAGUCUUCUUCUGCAACGCCGAUCCACGAAUGUUUCGCAAGUAUGCCUGGCUUUACUGUAUAAUCUGUUUUGGCGGCCCAUUGAUCCCGGCGAUCGUUCUGAUCUCCAUCCGCAGCUCCCCAAGAGGCCUCAUGUUUGGGGAUGCUACUCUGUGGUGCUGGAUUGGAACCGACUGGAGUCUCGUUCGCCUCUACGCCUAUUACAUCCCGAUCUGGAUCUUUUCUUUCCUCUCAAUCAUGAUUUAUAUUGCGGUCGGAUACCAUGUAUUUCAUGCUCGAAAUAUGCUCCGGAAUCUGGUGAUAGAUGGAAUGAAGGUUGAAAGGAGUGACAGCAUCCCUUACUCUAGCAGCGAGCAUAGAGGCUCCUCCGAAGCGGUAAUCUCCCCCCUUGUUACCAGUGAGAGAGGCGACACUGACUCUUAUCCCCAGAAUCUCACAGGCCGCCAGGAAUUCUACGGCACUGCUGUCACGGAAGUUCAGAUCACACGAGAGGAGCCAAGACAGGCUAUACAUCAUGGUCUUGCCCAACCUUCCACAGCCCACACAGGUUCCAACCCCCCACGUAUUCAAUCAUGGGUUUUGCCUGGCUCCUUCGAGCAACUAGAACGUACUACUUCAGGAAGUGGCCAACGAUUCGAGACGGUUUGCACGUCUGAUAGUACUCCGCAGUCAUCCUCGACUGUGAUCACCCGACUUCGUGCGAUCAGAUCCAACGCCUCCUUGAAACUAAAGCGACUUGAUCCGGUAAAGAUGGCAUAUCUACGUACCAGCUUCAUCUUUGGCUUCGCAGUAUUGAUCACAUGGAUUCCAAGCUCAAUCAACCGACUCUACAGCCUGACUCAUGGGGACAGAAUCAGUUUUAGUCUGAGUGUGGCUAGUGGUUGUGUCCUCCCACUACAAGGUUUCUGGAACACCCUGAUUUACUUUACCACCAGCUGGAAGGUGUUCCGUGAAGAAGUCCGAACAGCCAAAGCAGGGUUGUUCAAACGGUCCGAAGAGACAGAUGGGAUCCGCCUCAACAGUCGACUUGGAACUGUCAAGGGAGACUACCGCGAUACCUUUGAGCGAACCCGACAAGUUCGCGCCGGCUCCACUGAGGAGGCUGAGAAGUCAGUAACAAACUGA